This is a messenger RNA of Saccostrea cuccullata (small rock oyster), 355 nucleotides long. Its product is annotated as serine protease inhibitor Cvsi-2-like. The coding region runs from base 88 to 351 and encodes 87 amino acids. The record is from RefSeq and is a predicted model, not a curated record. Lineage: Eukaryota; Metazoa; Mollusca; Bivalvia; Ostreida; Ostreidae. The transcript is spliced from 4 exons.
ACUAAGAUACCAAUUUAUUUUGUGGUCAACGUUCGCAUUUUGCCAUUUUAGGACUUCAUAACAAAGCUUAGUUCAAUUUGAGAAAAGAUGACGAAACUGCAUCUAAGUGUCUUUGUAUUUGCUGUGCUUUUUGUUGGAUUUCUGAAGUCUGAGGAUUGUACGGUAAGCAGCGGCUGUAUAGACACGGUGUGUAACCACCAAACCAACUUAGAAUGUGUUCACGGCAUCUGUACUUGUUCACCACCACCCUACGACCAACGAUGUUUGGAGAAAGGUGAUUGUGAUAGACAUAUCUAUGACUGCCCCACAGACUGGAGAUGCAUCAAUCAAAAAUGUAGAUGUGGCAAUUAAAGGU